Hydatigera taeniaeformis is the source of this 618-nucleotide messenger RNA. The record is from the annotation of a GenBank genome assembly. Lineage: Eukaryota; Metazoa; Platyhelminthes; Cestoda; Cyclophyllidea; Taeniidae.
AUGAUGGGCUGUGGUUUAGUUGUAGUGCGUCCACGCGUUUUCGAUCCAACCAUAAUUGGGAAACUAGUGUGUAUUCUAGCACUUGUCCUUCGAUGCGUUCUGUGCACUUCGGAGCAUCCUGAAUUAGGUGAUCGAGCGAGACUUGUAGUAACGAAAGAAGUGUUGAAUCGUUAUCUGGUUGAAGCAAAGGAAGUCACUCUACUUUACACGAUUCACAAUCUCAGUCCCAGAGCUGCUCGAGACGUGGAGAUCCAUGAUCGUCUUCCAGAAUCCGAUUUCUCCUUUGUUCAUGGAAGUCGUUCGACCAGAUGGCCUGUCAUUCUCCCUAUGUCUAACAUUACCCACUCUGUGAUAGUUAUUCCCCGGUCUGCUGGUUACUUUAAUUUCACCAGUGCGGAAGUAACAUACAAAGCCGGUCCAGAUGGCACAGUGACAUACGGCUAUUCUUCCGCUCCUGGAAUGCGUUUAAUUCUAACUCCUUCAGUUUUCAAUCGACAGUUUUCUUCACACUGGGUAGGUCUUUCCUAUCGAUAUCUGACCUCUUUAGAUGGAGUGGAUAUGCUUUGCAUUCAUCAUGGGACCCUGCCUGGCAAUGCCCUACAUGCUUUGGCGCGCUAG